AGCAAGAUCAGAUCUUUUCCGAACGAAGUCUCCUCCUGUCGAAGCACUAAUUAUUGUACCAAAACACUUUUGGGGGGAGAACGAAUUUUGCAUGCCAGAACGUCAAGUUAUCUAUCAAUCAAUUAAACAUGGCUUCAAAAAUCGAAGUUCUUGAUUCUGAUCUCUUAGACCUUCCUCCGAGUUGCAUGGAAUUUUGGCCAAAUAAUCCUUCAUGGUUCGUCAUUGGAACUUAUGAGUUGGAUAAGGAGGAAGAAGAUUCAUGGGUACAUGUCAAGAAGUCUUCGAGUGAAGUCAUUGUGAAUACUGAACCAUUUCCACAAAAAGAAGGAAUGGUUUCCUCAGCUCCCUUGAGUUUAAUCGAUUAUUCUCAUCCUGAACAUAUUUUUGUUGAAGAGAAAAAGAUCAUCCCAAAUGAGUUGGAAGAUCAAUCAGAGCCUCCAUCAACUCUUCAAAAGAGGAAUGGAAGUUUAAUGCUAUACCAUCUCGAUGGUGGUUCCCUGUAAGCAUUGUUCAUAAGUUUAUAUCCUUCUUAUCACAUCUGAUAUGAGUAGGACCCUUUUUCAAUCACGCCCAUAUCCAUAUGGAGCAAUCUAUGAUCUACAUUUUUGUCCCACGGAUCAAGAUUACUUCGCAGUCUCCUCCAGUACAGGCAGGAUAUCCCUCUUCAAAAUAACGGCCGAUGAAAAUACUUCUCCCAAUCUCGAACAUAUUAAUACCUGGAAAGUAUUUGAUGAUUCAGUUCUGAUUACUUAUUUUGCAUGGUGUCCUUCAACAUCGAAAGAUGGUUCCCUAUCUUUAGCUGUAACGGCUUCGACUGGAGUUGUUCAAAUACUUAAUGUAACUGGAGCGAUAUAUGGUAAGAUACACGGUUCGGAUUUACGGUUGCGAAAGGAAGAACCAUCCGUAUCGUUGCAUUCUUUGAAAAUACCAUAUUCAGGCGAGGAACCUCAAUAUGCAUAUUGCUGUUAUUGGGCUUGUCACCCUUUCACAUCUUCCGAAAAGUUCCACGGGAUAUUUUCAGGAGGCGAUGAUUCGAAACUCCGAACUUGCAUUUUAGGAAAUUCUCGAAAUAGAGAUAAUCAUUUUGACUUGAAUUUGCAAACUUCGUACUCAGGGCAUGAAGCUGCUGUUAUUUCUAUUCUUCCAUUACCAUCGGGAGACAAGAGAUGGGUUCUCUUAACUGGCAGUUACGAUAAUAAAGUUCGAGUCAUCAAUAUGGGAUGGUCAUUUGGUCCGGUGUCACCUUAUGAACUUGCCAAAGAGGCACCAAUCGAUGUUGUAGCGGAUUUAGAUGUUGGAGGCGGAGCAUACCGUCUUGAAUUCCUUCACGAAUACCCUAGACAAACAGAAGACAACAAAGAUAUCUCCUUCAGGGUCCUGGCAUCAUGCAUGGAAGUUGGCGCUAAGAUUCUAGAAGUCCAGCGAAAGGAAGAUAUGUGGAAUAUUAAAGUCAUCGCAUCCAUCGAUAUUGACAUUCCUAAAUGGCCAAACCCAAACAAUAAAUCUCAACUAUGUUAUGCCAGCGCAGUACAACCUGGUAGAAAGGAUGGAGGUUUGGUGUUCGUCAGUUCUUAUUUUAAUAAGAGACGACUGAGCGGUACACCAAAAAGGGUACAACCUACUAUUACGAGUGGAGAUACGAUUUUUGUUAGUACCUGUUUUAAUAAGCGACAAUUGGGUGUUUAUAAAUUUGUGGAGGAUGAGGAGAAUGAAAUUGAAGAAAUUACGAAGGGAGUUGAGGGUCUUUGAGUAUUUCACUUGAGAAUGCGUACUUUUUAACGAUCAUAAAGCCAGAAAGUGAAUAUACUUAGGUUGUGAUAAGUUCUGCGUCAUCAUAAAUCAGUUGCGAUAUAUAUGAGAUAUAGAAUGAGGAACUGGAUGAGAGCUUGAUGAAGAUAUGGAGGGUGUAUUACCAGUCUCUGGUGCUCUGAAAGAUAUAUAAAUACUCGAAAAUCAUAAAGAAA
Sclerotinia trifoliorum is the source of this 1964-nucleotide messenger RNA. NCBI's taxonomy places the organism in Eukaryota, Fungi, Ascomycota, Leotiomycetes, Helotiales, Sclerotiniaceae. The record is from the annotation of a GenBank genome assembly.